This is a messenger RNA of Volvox carteri f. nagariensis, 3987 nucleotides long. RefSeq lists its product as uncharacterized. NCBI's taxonomy places the organism in Eukaryota, Viridiplantae, Chlorophyta, Chlorophyceae, Chlamydomonadales, Volvocaceae. The coding region runs from base 1 to 3987 and encodes 1328 amino acids. The record is from RefSeq and is a predicted model, not a curated record. The transcript has 9 exons.
AUGCAUCGGCUCGCUAACCGAUUUUCGCCAGACGACAAUAUCUCGGCACAUCAACGGUUGUUCAUCGCCAUCAAUGGCUAUUCAUCGCCAUCCUCGUCUGCACGUCCUACACGAUACAAGUCGCCGGCUCGAUCCCACGACAACAUCUCGGCACAUCAACGGUUGUUCAUCACCAUCGAUGGCUAUUCAUCACCAUCCUCGUCUGCACGUCCUACACGAUACAAGGUCAGUCCACGUUGCAAAGUGGUGGUGGCGGUGGUGGCGGUGGUGGUGGUGGCGGUGGCGGUGGUGGCGGUGGUGGCGGUGGUGGCGGUGGUGGCGGUGGUGGCGGUGGUGGCGGUGGUGGCGGUGGUGGCGGUGGUGGCGGUGGUGGCGGUGGUGGCGGUGGUGGCGGUGGGGGCGGUGGGGGUGGUGGCGGCGGUGGUGGUGGCAGUGGCGGCGGUGGAGGCGGUGGUGGCGGUGGUGGCGGUGGUGGUGGUGGGGGUGGUGGCGGCAGUGGUGGCGGUGGUGGCGGCGGUGGAGGUCGGUGGUGGCGGUGGCAGUGGUGGCGGCCUGAAAGUGCAUGGCAACGUCGUCGUCGCCUGGGUGCGUUUCCUUCAACAUAACGAUGAAGAUGAAGGUGCAGUGGAUGAAGAAGCUAUACAGGAGUAUGAGCGUAUGGGAUGCAUUGCACAAGUACCGGAAGCACUGCUGCGCUCCGCAAUCGGUCCUACCGAUCCGGAAGUCGCUGGUGUACUGCGAAGUACCUUCCUACACGACCGUACCGGUGCUGCUGGUGUACGGCAGCUGCAUGAAACGUUGCAAGGAAACAUCGUUGGUAAUAACUUUGAUGGCGGUGGCGUUUAUGGUUCACCACUUGAGACAGCUGGACCGACCGGCACAGCUAAUGAUAUCCUUCAUGAUGCUGGCGCCUAUGGACCACCGCUUCGUACAGGUCCCGAUGUACCCGCGCCUGGAACGACCACCUCCGACACUCGCAUGGCAGAUGCUGGUGCUACGGGCUUGGCGCCUGUCGCGGUCGUCCUGCGCCAACCAGGCGAUCCUGCUGAUGCCAAUCUGGGCAUCCCGAAUGAACUGGAGGUGGUCCUUCCACAACCAGCUCCUGUUCCGACGGACGGCACCGACUUUGAUAACCGGCCCAACGUGGUGCACGACUUGCUCACUGGGCGUGCACGUCUCGCGUUCGCUGCUGGCGGCCGUGGUGCUCAGAUCCUGGAUGACCGCCAUCCAGCCAUCCUCAACGUCUGCUUCCCGGUUUCGUUUCCAUAUGGUUUGUCCGGACAACGGCCACCGGGUAUGUCGUUCGCCUCGUAUUGCAGCCACCUCGUACGGAGGGUGCCACGGGCGCAGUUCAGCGGUAACUUGAUGCUGCUUGCCCGAAUGUAUGAUAUCAGCGUGCGGCAGCAAAGCAUGGCGCAGCGACGGCACCUGCUGUCGCAACAGUCACCCGUGGUGCGUGCCCUCCUGGAUGGCGCACGCGCCAGCCUGCUACGAAUCGACCUUACAGAUGCCUACUACAACGGUGCAAAAGCCACGAUGCGUGCGGCUGCCCUCACUAUUGGCUGGCCGCCAUUGUUCUUCAAUCUGAACCCGGCGGACAUGCACGCUAGCUGUGCCGUUGUAGCCUCCGGUCAGGUCAUAGAUUUUGAUGACGCCGGGCGUCCGACCCAUAUCAGCAGCACGGUGGAAAAGUGGCGCCGCGUCAAAGAAGACCCACACAGCUGUGCGGCGCUGCUCAUCGCCACCAAAGAGGUGUUGGUGGAACACCUGUUUGGCUUCACGCCUGGAGCAAUGCGACAAACUGACCCCAACUGUUUCUGUGGGGUCGUAUUUGAGGUAGUCGUCAAAAUCGAGCAGAGCGGACGAUUGGCACUACACCUGCACGGAGUCGCACACCUCCAGUACUUCGCGCUGGACAACCUCCAAGCGUUAUUCUGCGGUCCGAAUUGCCGAGCUCUGGCGCUUGCAUACGCGUUGUGCGAAAUGUGGUACCCCUCGCCGUACUAUGCUCCGACACCGACCAAUGAAAUGCAGCCUCUCGUCAUGGGUAUGUCUAAUACGGAAGCGCAGCAACACGGCUUGUCCGUGCCAGAAGUACAGGCAAAUUGCCCACCUGCCGCGUACGACUUUGAAUGCCUGGCAGGGUGUGCAAACGGCGGACUACCACCUCCAUCCCGGCACUGCGCCUGCCGUGCCCAUCAUGCUGCCGCCAUACGCAGCACCCUCACCCACACCCACAGUUCAACAUGCAAGCGGCACGGCUGCCGUGGCACCGACGACAGCUGCGGCAUGGCCUUUCCCCGAUUUAUCCGCACAGCUUUCCAGUGGGUCGGUACCACCGGUCUAUUUUUGCUGCCCCGCCUCGCAUCCAACCUGGUGCCGCACAUGCCUGCGAUUGCUCUGGCCUUCGGAUGCAACCAUCUGAUGUCCCUGGCCUGCGAAGUCGACCGGGAUUACACGGCUGACAUCGCCGCCCAACUAGCGCGUCCCAUCAACGAACGCGGCGACUGCCCCCUCCUACAACCCGCCAUUGAUCGCGCCCGUGACGCUGCGUACUACAGCUCCAAGUACACUGCGAAGACAAUCGAACGCAGCCAGGCGCACCUCACGUGUACCGCCGUAGGGCGUGUACAGGACUUCAUGAUGGCAGGUCACCAACCCAGUGCCACUGGUCAUGAACCCAGCGUGUUCGGCAACCUGUGUACUGCGGUGCAUCGCAUGACGGCUACCAUCACGGCCGGCAUGGCACUGGUUGCUUUCAAACUAUCGGGCCACGACACGUUCCAAGCAACCUACAAACGCAACUACCUGGCGACAGGCGCCUUCACUGCACUGGCAUCCGAUUCCGCUGUGGAACCAGAAGACGCGGAAACCGGCGUGGAGCUUGUAGAGGCGGACGAACAUGGCGACUACACCCUCGCCAACGUUGUGCAAAACUACACGCAACGUGGUGUGGAGCUGAGCGGCUUGGACUGCAGCGCUUACACCAUCGCAUCCAACUUCGAGGUGAAACGUGUAACACCCGCGCAACACCCUCAUGCUGCCGUCCUUGGCGCUCAAACCCACGCCGUACCUGGCCGCCGCAAACGCAAGGUCCCUGGCGCCGCCAUUACCCCUACGACUGACGCACCUCGCGCUCCAUCUGGCAACCAGCCCGACACUCCAUUGACGUCCCCUGCACCAGCCGGCCCAUCCGUGGAACAGCUGCCCACUAACCCAACGUCAACCAUACCUCCCAAGAAUGUGGCCUUCCAACCAACGCACCCCCUAUAUCUGACGCACGUACUUCAUCGCCUAGCGCAACCAAGGUACGUUGUGUUGGCUGCCGACGCCGGCGCGUGCCACAACAAUGAAGUCGAGGCGUGUGGCCUGCUUACCGACAGCCGUGAACCGCCCGACGACGGCCGCGGCCCGUACUGGCGCCUCCACUACCUACCUGCAGCCGUCUUGGUCCGUCCCAUUAAAGGGCACGCGCCCAAAGCGGUGCUAGCAGACUUAUCGGACUUCGCAGCCAAAGGUGCUGCCUUCGCCAUCGUACCACGGCCCUCGCCGGCAGCAAACAUCACCGUGCCAGCCGCCAACACCGGCACCACCACCAAAAAUGUACGUCGAGUCAAUGUACCGCUUGGUGACUACUACGCCGUCACCGACUACUUCGUACAGGGCCGUAGCUUCAAGGAAGAAUGCUGGGUCGCAGACCUUUCCGUCCCGCCCGGUGGCCUCAAGCGUGCAACCAUGUACGUGUUGCUCACCUGCUACAAGACACUCGACCACAUCCGCCUCCUGCGCCCGCUCUCUACCACACCCGAUGAACGAACACGAGUCGUCAAACAGUUCAUGGCAGCAACCAAGCUGGACCCCGACCUGGCGGCCGAACUCCGCCUCCUGGAUCGCCGUGCAACCGAAACACGUGAACGCUAUACGACCGAGUACAAACACGCCAGAAACCUAGAGGAGCGUUGGACCUCCGCAGCCAACACCACCUGA